Messenger RNA from Dermacentor albipictus, 1591 nucleotides. Lineage: Eukaryota; Metazoa; Arthropoda; Arachnida; Ixodida; Ixodidae. The record is from RefSeq and is a predicted model, not a curated record.
GGCAAGCGACGACGUGAUGCCCACUGCCAGCGGGCAGAACGCGGAGUGUAUUGCUCUGGUGUUGGCGCCCCCCGCUUGCGCUCACAGCUCCGCGCCCGGGAUUUGAGCGAUUCGAACUAUUCGAGCCCCAGGACCGAUCGCCCCGGCAGUCAUGUGGAAGCGGGGAAAGCUAGCCUUCCUCCUCCUGCUCCUACAGGUGUCCCUGAUCAUCGUGUACGCGCUGUGCGUGCAGUACGAGGUGGCGGCCGACGCCUCCAACGGCCUCAACAGCAUGUCCGAGGCACUCGGGGGCAACGCGCCCAAGGAUAAUUCCAUCGAGAAGUACUACUCCAUGUUCCAGGACGUGAACGUGAUGCUGUUCGUCGGCUUCGGAUUCUUGAUGACGUUUCUCAAGCGCUACGGCUACGGUGCCUUGGGCUUCACGCUGCUCAUCGCCGCGCUCAGCAUCCAGUGGGCGGCGAUCGUGCGCGGCGUCUGGCACGCCCGAAAAGGUUGGAUCCUCGUCGACGUGCUCAGUCUGGUGGGCGCUGAAUUCGCGGCAGCCAGCGUGCUCAUCUCGUUCGGCGCGGUGCUGGGCAAGACGAGCCCCCUGCAGCUGGUCGUCAUGGCCGCCGUCGAAGUGGUGCUCUUCGCCUGCAACGAGCACUUCGGCGUUGGCGAGCUCAAGGCGGUCGACAUCGGCGGUUCCAUCUUCCUACACAUGUUCGGUGCCUACUUCGGCUUGGCAGUGUCGUUCGUGUUGAACCGGAAGGAGCACUGCGACCACCGCAAAGAGGGCUCCGUCUACCACUCGGACAUAUUCGCCAUGAUCGGGACGCUCUUCCUGUGGGUGUUCUGGCCCAGUUUCAAUGCGGUGGCUGCAUACGGUGAUGCCAGGCACCGCGCGGUGCUCAACACAUUCCUGGCGCUUGUGGCCUGCACCAUCACUUCAUACGCUGUGUCGGCGUUGGUCGACCCAAAGAACCGCUUCACAAUGGUGCACGUGCAGAACUGCACGCUAGCCGGCGGUGUCGCGGUGGGCGCCACGGCUGACAUGAUGCUGCACCCUUACGGCGCGCUCAUCCUGGGUUCCCUGGCCGGGGCACUGUCCGUCUUCGGCUUCAAGUUCGUAACGCCGCUAUUGUCCCGAAAGCUGAGGAUCCAUGACACUUGCGGCGUGAACAACCUGCACGGCAUGCCCGGAAUUCUGGCAGGAAUCACCAGUGCCGUCAUCGCCGCCAGCGCCACCGAGGAUGAGUACAACUACAGCCUGUACACGCUGUACCCGGCACGGGCACCCCCAGAGAACUCGACCGAGCUGAGCCAGGUGCUUUACUACACGGUCGAGGUGGUGGCGGGAGAAGGGCGCACGGCGGGAACACAGGCGCUCUACCAGCUGGCCGCCAUGGCGUCCACGCUCGCUAUCGCCGUUGUCGGAGGCCUGCUCACAGGGUUGGUGAUGCGGCUUCCGCUGCUGGACCCUCCUAAGGAGGACGAGCUUUUCGACGACUGUCCGUCGUGGGAAGUGGAGGCCGACACUGUCGGCGCCGAUGAGGCCGCCUCCAGACCGCCUACCAAGGGAAACCAGAUCGCCAUGGUCGAACAGCAACCG